UAGGAGGUCUGGGAUUUCCAAAGAAACUGGAAAAUUUUGGAAAAAAAGGAGGGGAAAGAGAGACAGAAUUAAGAAGUUGAGGAACAAGACUGAGGCCUUGUUUGGUAAACAAAGAAACGGGCCUAAGAAUAUCAGGACAGGAAGCUAUUUUGUGAAGCAUCCGGAAAUGAGCUUUAGAAACAACAUUUGAAGUGAUUGGAUUCAUUGGACUUCCAGAGCUGGAGAGACUUAAGAGUUCACUUCGUGCAUUUUGCCUUCCCUAUUUCACAGAUGACUAGGCGUAGGCCCACAGAAGAAAGUGAGCUUACCCAGGCACAUCGCUACUUACUGGCUGCGGUGGGACUGGAUGUUGGGAGGGGUAGGGCACCCAUCCACCUCCUGGAGUCACACUGAUAGGGGUUUGAUUGCGGCUCUGACCUAACUUCCUAGCUGUGUGAUCCAUCUUUCUGAGCUUUCCUCGCCUGUAAUAUACAGACCUCAAGAGCAUCUGUGAGCUUUCAGGGCACAGGCAUGAUGAGAGCUCAUCCGACCAUUCAAGGGUGAAAGUCUGCGACUUUGCAUUUAACUGCCUGCUUCACAGAGCCACCUCAGGGUUAACCGAACAGCCUUGCUAAGGGGCCUUGAGGUUUAUGGGAGAAAGAGGAAGUCACAGGUUCUCGGUUUAUUUUUCUCCCGGCUGUAUGGGUUGGCUGCUGUCAGAAUGCUUCCCCUUGGUCUCCCUUCUCUACUCCAGCCAGCGGAACUGUCCCCCUCCCCCCUAGGAGCUGUUGCCAUGGCAACUCAGUUCUUUCUUCCCAGCCGUUUGGCUGCCUCUGGCUCUCUUUAUUCCAGUACUUGAAUCUUAGAGGUAGAGCCCACAGUCAAGCUGAGAACGAAGUCACACCUAAAUGAGAACCCAGGACAUUCCUGAACCCUGUCACUACUCCUGGUUCUGCAGUGACCUGUGGCAGAGUCUCCGGGACAGAAAUGCAGCCUCCCUCUGAAACUGCCCCAGUCUUUUCUGUGGCUGCGCCAUCACACCCCCUCAGAAACCUUCCCUGACAACCUCCAACACACAUCCAUCCACACGAUGAGCUUCUGAGUCUCCCCUCUCGGCGCCUGCACAUUUAAGCCAUCUGUUUCCCUCUCUCCUCUGUGAGCUCCUUGAGGGCAGGGACUGCGUGCGUCCUCCUCUGCUCAGGAGGAGGCUUGAAUGUAAUAGGCCCUCUACAUUUUCUGGAAUGAAUGAGUAACUAAGGGAAUGAAGAGUGGAGGUAUUGAAAGGGUGAAAACUCGCUGACGUAAUGACUAAGAGCGCAUGCUUUGGGGUAACGUGGCCCUGAGUUUAAGUUCUGACAUCAUCACUUAAUAGCUGAUUGCCUUUAGGCAAUUUACUCCAGCUCCUUAAUCCUUCAUUUCGUCGCCUGUAAAAUGAGGAUUUAAUCCAUUCUUCAUAGGAUUGCUGUGAGGAUUGAAUUAGAGGUUGAAUAGAAAGUGCUUUGCCCAGUUACUAGACUCUGAGGGGAGAGACUGUCCUGCUUUUUCCUCAGUGUUCCAGGUACCUGGCACAUACAUAUUUUAUUGACUGAGUGAGUCAAUUUUAGAUAACCAAAGUUAUUCAGGAAGCUGGUUUGGAAGGCUAACAACUAGUGUAUCACCUCACAUGUAAUAAUCUGGUAUUUUUGUUCGGUCUGUUAGUAUUCCCCAAAUGCAGCCUGACUCUCAGUCUGUUCCCAGGUCCCCCUCCACUGGCCUGUGGGCAUCUCCAGGCAGGCACCACGUGGGUCUUCACCACAUCCUUAGUGCCCAGCUCAAGGGAUCCCCUGUCGUGGAGCUUAACGUGGGAGGUGAGUUGUACACCACCACCAUGGGCACCCUAAGAAAACUCCCGGGUACAAAGCUGGCAGAGAUGUUCUCCAGCUCAGCUAAGCCCUGCAUGGACGCAGAGGGCCGCUUCUUCAUCGAUCGCCCCGGCACCUAUUUCGGACCCAUCCUGGACUACCUGCGUAGCGAGCGGCUGCCCACGCACCACAUCCCGGAGGUGUACCGCGAGGCGCAGUUUUACGCAAUCAAGCCUUUGGUCAAGCUCCUGGAGGACACACCGCAGAUCUUCGGGGAGCAGGUGGCCCGGAAGCAGUUCUUGCUGCGGGUGCCAGGCUACAGCGAGAACCUGGAGCUCAUGGUGCGCCUGGCGCGCGCCGAGGCCAUGGCGGCACGCAGGUCCCCGGUGCUGGUGUGCGCCGUGCGCACUGAGGAGGAUGCGGCGCACUGCGCGGAUGCUCUGCGGAUCCUGGAGGCCGAAAAGAGGUCGGUUGUCAAGUUCGGCCCUUGGAAGGCGGCCCCGCAGGUCAAGGACCUCCUCGACUGCGUGAAGAUGGACAUUACAGCCCAGGGGUACCAGGUAUACUAUGAACCGUACUCCGGGAGGACAUUACGGGCCAAGUAUUUCAGUUACUUUUAUACAUUCGUCUUCAUCUGGUGGUGAUCCCCCAGGGGGCGGGGACAGUUUGUUUUGGGUUCUGGUGGGACUUAUGAAAUUAAAAGUUGCCUUCAAAA
Callorhinus ursinus (northern fur seal) is the source of this 2535-nucleotide messenger RNA. RefSeq names its product potassium channel tetramerization domain containing 14 (gene KCTD14). Gene Ontology annotation, molecular function: protein binding. The record is from RefSeq and is a predicted model, not a curated record. Gene Ontology annotation, biological process: protein homooligomerization. Lineage: Eukaryota; Metazoa; Chordata; Mammalia; Carnivora; Otariidae. Gene Ontology annotation, cellular component: respiratory chain complex I.